AGCCUCUGUAGCUCUCUCGGCCGUGUGAGUUUCGGUUGCUAAGGAACCACAGAAAGCAGCUGGCACAGACAUGAGGAUGCUAUAGCUGGAGGGCUGGGCAGUCUGGCUGGUUGAGGUGUGGAGGGACACCACAGACCACGCCAGAGUUCUGACAGGGGAAGAAAAUAGAAAUUUCACCACUCUCGGUGGAUCUAACGUCUUCAUGCGUCUCCUUGGACUGCAAUUAUGGUUACACUUAUCACGGAGCAGCUCCGUAAGCAGAGUUUAGAGGAACCUUAUCACAAGGCUUUCACAUUCAAUGCCAGUGUGUCUCUGCCUGCAGUGGGCUCGAGUCCCACUGUUUCUUGGAGUGCUGGGAAAUCAACACAAGACACCAGCUCAGCCUCGCAGCAGUCAUCCAAGGCACAUGUUUUGGCUAAACCGUGUGAACCUUGGCCUCGUUCCCGCUCUGGAGAGCCACUGCAGGAACCAAAGCUUUCACUCCAGAGUUCCCCUCCGCCACCUCCGAAACGCCACUGCCGCUCGCUCUCUGUGCCAGAGGAUCUGUCCCAGUGUCGCUCCACUUGGCACCCAAGCGCAUCAAAAGUCUGGACUCCAGUUAAACGGGGCUGCCACAGCGGGGGAGCAUCAGGUUCCGGCUCUGGAGCCAGUUCUCUGCUUUGUGGUCCCAGUUCUUCCUUCACCUCCCUCUCUUUACACUCGUCCUCUAGCCCUAACUUCUUUAGUUUAGCCUUGUCUUCUGACUCCUCUUUGUCAUGCGGCUUCCCAUGGGAUCCCUGUGAUACACUGAAAGGUGCUUGCUCUGCUUCCCUUGCUACUCCAUCCUCUUGCUCCUCCUCACCAGCUCCCCUGGUUUCUAAUUCUGUCCUUCACCGUCGCUUCUCCCUUUCUCCUGUACACAUUCAAAUUGCCUCGGUGACGUCCAUGCACGCCCAGCCUUCCCAAGCUCCUUUUACGGCACAUAGCUUUUCAGGCCCAGAAUAUCCGACCCUGUGUCCCUCGCCCACCUCAGCCUGCAGUACACCGUCCUGCUCUAGGCGGGACCUGCACCCUGCCCUGCCACGAUGCCACUCGCAGCCCUGUGACAUGCGCAAACCGCGGUUGAAGCGGCGCCACGACCCAGAUAUUCCGCCUUGCUCCAGGCCAGGGCUGGACUUCAGCAAAAUGACACAGAUGAGUAACUAUGACAGCCUGGUGGGUGGAGCAAGUGGGGGCAUCUUUCCUGUGUCCCAGUCAGAGCAGCGCUUGGCCUUCUCGCCUGCUGAAUUCCUGGGAAGGACUAGCAUCGGCCCGCUGAGUGAAAGUGAAGAGGAGGAAGAGGGAGAAAGGACUGUUUUAGCUGUUGGAAAGGUUCUUUUUGAAAGAGACUGUACAGAUUUGGACUUGAGCCUCAUAGAAGAAAACUGACCAUGAUGUGGUGCUUAAUGUUCCUACUGCAUUCAUAACCAUAAAAAAAGCACACAUGUAGGCUUCAGGUAGAGCCUUUUGGGAAUAAUCUACUCUUAAUCGCUUGAGUUGAUGAUUGAAACCAAUUUUCAAUCAGCUUGCAGUGUAGUGUGUAAGCUCAGUUUUCAGACUCAGAAAUGUCAGUGCCUGCCUGCUCAGCCCUCUUAAAGGGAAAUGCACACGAGCAAACAAGCAGUUUUUCAUGUGAAUACUUUGAUGAAUUUUUUUGUUUUUAAUCAGCAAGAGUCUUAACAUUAUCCGCUGCAUCUCUGUAGUCUUUCACAGCCUUAUUGGUGCAACAUAUGGAAGUGAAGGAAAAAAAAUAUCAGCUUGAAUUGAAAAUCUGCACACAAGCACUUGUGGUGAUGCCAUGUGCAGAAGGAACUCAUAUCUUAGUGCUAUCCUGUAUAUUUAACAGGAACAUUCCAGAUUCUACUUAAAUAUUUUGAAUUCUCCCUGUAAAAGAAAUGAGUUUUUCAGUUUCUGUUGUACAAUAUGUUUGCUUCUUCAAAGGGAAUUAGUUUUUUCUAUUGUAGUGAAAUGAAUAAUAGGAAAGUAUCCUUCACAAAUGAUGCAACCUUGACCAUGCUGUUAACUUGACCAUGCCUUAAUCUUUAAAUGCAGAGCCAUGGGUGCUCUGGUCCCCUUUUUACAGCGAGGCACAUUUAUGGUCUCUGUUUGCACUCAUUCAGAUAUUUUUGAAUGCUUGGCACAUAAACUACAAUAGCUGAAAGAAUAACUGAAUCAGUGCAGCAGCUGGACUCUGUGGCACACUAAUGUACUGCACAGCAGUAAAUACUGAGUCAUGUUUCCACCCUGUUCUGAGUGGAUGUGGCAAAGGCUGGAGUAAUGAAGAUGAUUUGUGGCCUUCGAGUUAUCUUUCAUGUUUUCAAAUGGAAAAACUCCUGUUGCACAAUGUAUGAAUGAAUAAAAUUUAAUAGGCUUUUUUUUCCAAA
Cyprinodon tularosa is the source of this 2402-nucleotide messenger RNA. RefSeq names its product protein FAM53C-like. The record is from RefSeq and is a predicted model, not a curated record. The transcript has 5 exons. Gene Ontology annotation, cellular component: nucleus. Gene Ontology annotation, biological process: protein import into nucleus. Bases 226 to 1407 code for a protein of 393 amino acids. Lineage: Eukaryota; Metazoa; Chordata; Actinopteri; Cyprinodontiformes; Cyprinodontidae.